Impatiens glandulifera is the source of this 1669-nucleotide messenger RNA. Its product is annotated as probable arabinosyltransferase ARAD1. Lineage: Eukaryota; Viridiplantae; Streptophyta; Magnoliopsida; Ericales; Balsaminaceae. Gene Ontology annotation, molecular function: glycosyltransferase activity. The record is from RefSeq and is a predicted model, not a curated record. The transcript is spliced from 3 exons. Bases 40 to 1509 code for a protein of 489 amino acids.
CCGACAGGCAUCACAAAGACGGAAGAGAAGAAACUAACAAUGGCCUCCAAGAGCAGCAGCACCAACAACAAUGGCGCCAGUAUAUGCUCUGUAACUUCCCAUUUUCUCAAACUUUCUAUCCUCUCCAUUUCCAUUAUCUUUCUCUUUUUCUUCAUUGCUUACACAAACCAUCCGACAAAUCAAACUCCAUUUCAACUUUACGAAGACCCUCAGUUCCCACAAAAUUCCAUUAAGGUAUACGUAGCUGACAUCCCUAGAUCCCUAAAUUACGGCCUUUUGGAGAAAUACUGGUCACUCGAGGGAGAUUCGAGACUAGGAAGUGAACCGGAUAAUGAAAUCCGUUCUACACAGUCGUGGAAGAAGCUCAAUUUUCCUCCUUACCCAGAGAAUCCACUGAUUAAGCAGUACAGUGCUGAGUAUUGGAUCAUGGGUGAUCUGAUGACCUCUCAAGAACAAAGAACUAGGUCGUUUGCUAAAAGGGUUUUCGAUCCCAUCGACGCAGACGUAGUUUUUGUACCUUUCUUCGGUACCCUCAGCGCUGAGAUGCAGCUAGGUAUGGCAAAAGGGGCGUUCAGGAAGAAAGUGGGAAAUGAAGAUUAUGAUAGACAAAGGCAGAUGGUGGAUUUUGUAAAGAGUACUGAUGCUUGGAAACGAUCUGGUGGACGAGAUCAUGUCUUUGUUCUUACAGAUCCAGUAGCAUUGUGGCAUGUGAGAUCUGAAAUUGCUUCAGCCAUUCUCCUAGUGGUUGAUUUUGGUGGGUGGUACAAGGUUGAUUCCAAAUCAUCAUCUAACAGCUCGGCUUCUUCGUCCUCCAUGAUAGAGCAUACUCAAGUCUCGCUGCUGAAAGAUGUGAUUGUGCCUUACACUUAUUUAUUACCAAGAUUGAGCUUAUUAGCAGCAGAGAAUGGGAAACGUCCAACCCUUCUUUACUUCAAAGGAGCCAAACACAGGCAUCGGGGUGGCCUGGUAAGAGAAAAAUUAUGGGACAUGCUAAUUAAAGAACCAGAAGUAAUAAUGGAAGAAGGAUUUCCCAAUGCAACUGGGAAAGAACAGUCUAUUACAGGAAUGAGAACAUCAGAAUUCUGUUUGCAUCCAGCUGGAGACACCCCAACUUCUUGUCGUCUUUUUGACGCCAUUGAGAGUCUCUGCAUACCUGUCAUUGUCAGCGACAAUAUCGAGCUUCCAUUUGAAGGAAUGAUCGAUUACUCACAGUUUUCUGUUUUCGUUGCUGUUAGUGACGCUUUGCAGCCAAAUUGGCUUGUCCGUCAUUUGAGAAGCUAUUCUCUUCAGCAAAAGCGAAUAUUUCGUGAAAAUUUGGGUAGAGUUCAGCCUGUUUUCGAGUUUGAUAAUGGCAAACCAAGUGGGAUUGGUCCUAUUCCACACGAUGGGGCUGUGAACUAUAUUUGGAGGAAGGUUCAUCAAAAGUUACCAUUGAUUAAGGAAGCUAUUGUUCGAGAAAGGAGAAAACCUAAAGGUGUUUCUAUUCCACUAAGAUGCCAUUGCACAUAAAUGGAUUAUGAUCUAAUGAUCUUUGUAGUGAUUUAUAUGUUUUGGUUUUAUUUGUACAUCAUUUUUAAAUGUCUACUGUAUUUUCUAUGUUUCGAACAUUUAUGUGCUUAUUUAAGUUGAAAAUUAUUUAGGGUCUGAAAAUUUCACUUGAGCAAUCAGA